Sphaeramia orbicularis (orbiculate cardinalfish) is the source of this 7913-nucleotide messenger RNA. RefSeq names its product eph receptor B3b (gene ephb3b). Lineage: Eukaryota; Metazoa; Chordata; Actinopteri; Kurtiformes; Apogonidae. The transcript is spliced from 16 exons. The record is from RefSeq and is a predicted model, not a curated record. Gene Ontology annotation, biological process: axon guidance; protein phosphorylation; ephrin receptor signaling pathway. Gene Ontology annotation, cellular component: plasma membrane; dendrite. Gene Ontology annotation, molecular function: protein binding; transmembrane-ephrin receptor activity; ATP binding. Bases 676 to 3729 code for a protein of 1017 amino acids.
UGCACACGCCGAGCGAAGCGGACGGUCCCCCCCCUUUUCCUUUUCCAGACAGAUGACUACAUUUCGCUCAGGGAAUAAAUAUCUAUAAUAUCCACGCGGCUGUUUCUACUCGGGAAUAAACACUUUUGUGAUCACGGCGCGCGCGUCUAUAGCGUGGACUACAUUAUGGUUGUGUCACAUAUGCGGCUACCUCUGCCUCUGCUCUGACCACAGACGGAGAAAGUCUUUGGAUCUCUUCAAGAAGGCUGUUAUUCCCUUUUUUUUUCUUUUUUUUUUCUUUUUAAUUUCACUGACUAUCACAGAGGUAUUGCUGGAAAUAUAAUCCGGAUGGUAACCGCAGACUGGACUAUGGUACCUGUUUACUCAGUGCUUGUAAACGGGACUGGAAGACUUGCGCUUGUUGUCUUUUCUCGGUCCUAUUAAACUGGAGAUCAUUACUAUAUUCACCUAUUUUAUUCUAAAGGGUGUUGUUUCCUUCCAUUACUCACUCUUGCGUGCUUUGGUUGAAUGGGGGUAACUCUGGUUUUGGAGGCUUGACGCAGCUGGGACUGGGAACUGGGACUAUAAGGACUUGGACGGGACUGAGUGCGUGGAGCGGUCGGAUCACCCAGGAUUGUAAUUCCCUACGCUCUCCCUCUGCCGUGGGUCUAUUUACAUGUCCGACCUGAACGCUUUAUGACAAUGGAUUACUUUCUGCUUUUAUGCAGCCUCAUGCUGCCUGCAGUGUCCGCCGUUGAAGAGACGCUGAUGGACACAAAGUGGGCCACGACAGAAUUAGCUUGGACUGCGCAUCCUGAAACCGGGUGGGAAGAGGUCAGUGGUUAUGAUGAUGCCAUGAACCCCAUCAGGACGUAUCAAGUCUGCAAUGUACGUGAGCUCAACCAGAAUAACUGGCUACGCAGUGACUUCAUCCCACGGAAGGAUGUGCUCCGUGUAUAUGUGGAGAUGAAGUUCACUGUGCGCGAUUGCAACAGCAUUCCUAACAUCCCAGGUUCAUGCAAAGAGACCUUCAAUCUCUUCUACUAUGAGUCUGACUCUGACUCUGCAACAGCCACCAGCCCUUUCUGGAUGGAGAACCCUUAUGUGAAAGUGGACACAAUUGCCCCAGAUGAGAGCUUCACCAUGCUCGAAUCUGGUCGGGUAAACACUAAAGUCAGAAGUUUCGGGCCGUUGUCUAAGGCCGGCUUCUACUUGGCCUUCCAGGACCUUGGUGCUUGCAUGUCACUCAUCUCAGUGAGAGUGUUUUAUAAAAAGUGCUCUACCACAAUUGCCAAUUUCGCCGUUUUCCCAGAGACAGCAACAGGAGCUGAGGCAACAUCUUUGGUAAUUGCACCAGGAACAUGUGUUCCCAAUGCAUUGGAAGUGUCUGUACCACUGAAGCUUUACUGCAAUGGAGAUGGGGAAUGGAUGGUUCCUGUAGGGGCCUGCACCUGCUCAGCAGGUUUUGAACCAGCCAUGAAGGAAACCCAGUGUCAAGCUUGCAGCCCUGGUACCUUUAAGUCCAAACAGGGGGAUGGUUUCUGCUUGCCUUGCCCUGCCAACAGUCGAGCCAGCUCUGGAGCAGCCAGCGUCUGCUCCUGUCGAAACGGUUACUACCGCUCAGAUGCAGACUCUCCUGACUCACCCUGCACCACUGUUCCCUCUGCACCACGCAGUGUCAUCUCCAGUGUCAAUGAAACCUCAUUGGUACUGGAAUGGAGUGAGCCACGUGACAUGGGCGGCCGAGAUGACACCUUCUACAAUGUCAUCUGUAAAAAAUGCCUGCCUGAGCGGGGAAUGUGCUCACGUUGUGACGACAAUGUUGACAUCUCGCCACGUCACCUGGGCCUGACCCAGCGCCGGGUAGCAGUCCGUAAUUUGCAAGCCCACACCCAGUACAGCUUUGAGAUCCAGGCAGUCAACGGUGUCUCCAACAAGAGCCCCUAUACUCCUCAGUUCUCUGCGGUGAACAUAACCACUAAUCAGGCUGCUCCCUCUGCAGUGCCAACAGUUCACCUGAUGGCGGCCACAGCGAGCACUAUGAGCCUGUCCUGGCUGCCUCCAGAGAAGCCGAACGGAAUCAUUCUGGAUUAUGAGAUUAAGUACCAUGAGAAGGUAAGCGGCAAUGAUCAGGGUGAGGCUAUUGCCCACACCAUGACUGCACAACGAAGCAACGCCCGCAUUGAAGGUCUCAAGGCUGGUACGCCAUAUGUGGUACAGGUCCGUGCCCGAACGGUGGCUGGUUAUGGCCGUUACAGCAGCCCAGCUGACUUCAGCACCAACUUGCAAACUGACCCACCGAAGACAUGGCAGGAACAAUUACCACUCAUCGUGGGAUCAGCUACUGCUACACUGGUCUUCAUCAUUGCUGUUGUGGUCAUUGCUAUCGUCUGCCUCAGAAAGCAAAGAAAUGGCUCAGAGUCAGAGUACACAGAGAAACUGCAGCAAUAUAAAUCCCCAAUAGUCACGCCGGGAAUGAAGGUCUACAUCGACCCCUUCACCUAUGAGGACCCCAACGAAGCAGUCCGCGAGUUUGCUAAGGAGAUUGACGUAUCCUGCGUGAAGAUCGAGGAGGUCAUUGGCGCAGGUAACCCACCAAAGCUCCUGAGCUACAGGGGGAAGACUGCUAGUCACCUCCAGGCCAUACCAUUAGAGGACUUCACACCAAGCGGAGAGUUUGGCGAGGUGUGCCGCGGUCGCCUCAAGCUGCCUGGACGCAGGGAGAUCAUCGUAGCUAUCAAGACUCUCAAGGUGGGCUACACUGACCGACAGAGGCGAGACUUCCUGUCUGAGGCAUCCAUCAUGGGCCAGUUUGACCAUCCCAACAUUAUCCGCCUGGAGGGUGUGGUUACCAAGAGUCGGCCAGUGAUGAUUGUGACAGAGUUCAUGGAGAAUGGGGCACUUGACUCUUUCUUAAGGCUCAAUGACGGGCAGUUCACAGUCAUCCAGCUGGUUGGCAUGCUGCGUGGUAUCGCAGCAGGCAUGAAGUACCUGUCAGAUAUGAACUACGUACACAGAGACUUGGCUGCCCGUAACAUCUUGGUCAACAGUAAUCUUGUGUGUAAGGUGUCUGACUUUGGCCUGUCUCGUUUCCUUGAGGAUGAUCCAACAGAUCCCACCUAUACCAGCUCACUGGGAGGAAAAAUUCCCAUUCGCUGGACGGCUCCUGAGGCAAUUGCCUACAGGAAGUUCACCUCAGCCAGCGAUGUGUGGAGCUAUGGUAUUGUCAUGUGGGAAGUGAUGUCGUAUGGUGAGCGGCCGUACUGGGACAUGAGCAAUCAAGAUGUAAUAAACGCAGUGGAGCAGGACUACCGACUGCCCCCUCCUAUGGAUUGCCCUACAGCACUGCACCAGCUCAUGUUGGACUGCUGGGUCAAAGAAAGGAACCUACGACCAAAAUUCACCCAGAUUGUGGCAACGCUGGAUAAGCUUAUCCGCAACGCUGCCAGCCUCAAGGUGGUCACCAACAGCACACAGUCCUCUGGGGUAUCCCAGCCCUUGCUUGACCGCUGUGUACCAGACUAUACCACUUUCACCACUGUGGGGGACUGGCUGGAUGCCAUCAAGAUGAGUCGCUACCGUGACAACUUCGUCAACGCCGGAUUUGCUUCCUUUGACCUGGUGGCCCAGAUGACAGCAGAGGACCUGCUGCGGAUAGGAGUAACGCUGGCUGGUCACCAGAAGAAGAUUCUUGGUAGCAUUCAGGACAUGAGACUACAGAUGAACCAAACACUCCCUGUUCAGGUGUGAGCGGCUGGAAACACAUGAUGCAGUCAAAGGACAGCCAGACAGAAAAAGGGGGAGGAACUGUGCCAGAGAGCCAUUGGAAAACCCUAGCUGCCUGACCCAUCUCUACCAAUUAGACACAAUGAAACUGGCUUGCAGUGCCUCUGACUAGUCAUUUUUUCCCUUUUGCUUUUUCACUACCACUUCCAUUUUUUUUUUUUUUUUACCAUUGUUUUUUUCCAUCAAAAACAAGAAUUUGUGUGUUUUUAAAAGAGAAGGAAAACUUAACCCAAUGGCUCACCAUCUCUGGUGUGGGUUGACGUUUGCAUGUGUGUUUUAGUGCAGUUGGCCUUAACCCUGUAAGUGAAAUGUCUCGCUCUGAUCCUCACGCAAGAGCCCCUCCCCCUCGGCCAAUCAGACCCAUCUGUGAUGGACUUAAAACACCCUGGUAUGAAAACAGUGGACAAAUGUUCACACAGCAACAAAGAAAUAAAACAAACAAAAAGAAUUCAAUCACUAACAACGUUGUUUUUGACCCACGGGAGACUGAGGACAGAAUUCUUUCCCUGAUGGUUUUUUUUAAUGCACGUAUGUGUUAUUCUCCAUCUUCAUAUUGAAGGUGUGUUAUCCAAAAGGGCACUUGCCGGAGAAGAGGAAAUUUAGUGGGGCUGAGUCAGCAGUGAAGAAGAUGACAGAGGCUGUAGGGUCAAAGGAUGGCAGCCACAGUUUUGGACACUCGUUCUGGCUGCUAAAUCCCCUAGAGGUCACCAAACGACCUCUUCACCAUGACCUGGAGUGACUUAGGUCAUAGCUUGGGAUCACCUGUUCAUUAACUGUGUUUUUACACAUACAAAAAACAUUUAUUUUCAUUUGUCCACACACAAUUUUUUUUUCUUUUUUUGACUUUGUAUACUUCUUUUGGGAGAUUUGUGAUUUCACAAUGGCCGGUCAAACCUAAGUACUCCUCCUGGACGCUUCAUGUGAAUAUGGGAAAACAAAAACUGUGGCAACACAGUGGAAAGACCACUUGGCCUUUUGUGUGUGUUUUUGUAUGUGUGUGUGCGCAUGUGUGCGUGUAUGUGUGAUGAAGCGUGCCUGGAUAUGCGGGUGUGUCAAGUUGCACACAAAUAUACUGUACAAUACAGCUUCCGCUAUUUGCCAACGUGGAGAAUUAACGCAUGAACUGAACCGUGACAUGGAGCAAAUAUAUCUGAAACAAUUACGCUAUAUUCUGUGGACAACUGUUAAACAUUCUUUUUUUAUUGAAUUAAAAAAAAAUGAACUUUGGACGUACACAUAUAUAUAAUUAUAUAUAUAUGCAUCAUACUGAAACUGAGACAAACCAUGAGACGGACACCCUACUUUCUACUUACUAUUAUCUGGAAUUAGAAAUAAUCCAAAUUCUUGUUUUAAUUUCUUGACACCCUGCCCUAUGUAUUUAUUUGUACGUCACCCACCAAUCCUUCCCGCACCAACACCCAUAUGGACCUUAGGCUAUAUGGAACAAGUGGACUCGGAACAAUCAGAAGGAAGAGGAAUUUCAAGAGGAUUCAGCUAAUGAAUUGAUUAUCAUUAAACUAAAGAAAAUGCAUAUAAAUUGGAUAUUGUAUUUUUGUUGUUGUUCUAAACAGCCUGUACAUGUUUUGUAACAAAAAUACGAUAAAUAACAAAAGAAACUCUGUGUUUUGACAAAAUGGAAGUGUUGUGAAAUGUUUGAUUCAGAGUGAAAUUAACAUAAAGCAAUGUGAGACAAGAGGGGGAGUGGAAAAGUCAGAGUGGCAAGUGAAGAAAGCAACCCUGAUUAGACCACUGGUGUAAAAAUGCUGUAAUCAAACACAUCACUUUUCUUUUGUUUUUUUGCUCCCAUCCAUUGCUGUGUGAGUGUCUCUGUAGGUGUUUUUUUUAUGCUAGUGUGCGCCACCUGAACUGGAUAUUAAGCCUCCCAAAUCCAUUCUCAUUCUCAAUAUAAAGUGCGUUUGUGAAGCACCGAGCUAUCACUAAUCGUCUUCCAGGCACCUUAAAUGCAUGUCAGUGGUUUAUCAAAAUCCCAUUAAUGUCUUCUCUGUUUUUUUUUUUUUUUUUUUUGUGUGUAUGUUAUUUUUACUAAUUUAUCAUUACUUACUACAUCAUCACUCAGCCAGCCUGUCUUAUAUACCGUAGAACUGUUGAAGAGUUUUUAAGUGGAAAGCCUAGAGAUAAUGCUGUGUCAAACUGGUCAGCUUACCUGCCAAUCACUUAAGUUGCAGAGCUCAUCACAGGCCCUAUGCACUCCCUCUCUGCCAAAAAUACCCUGAUCAGGGAGUCCAGAAACAUCGGAGGAGAAACCUAUUGGUCUUUGUCUGUCAGGUUGAUUACUGCAGCGGCCAAUCUGGGUUUGUGAGGAUACGAGCAUGCAGCGAGAACAGACAUACGGCAGGCUGACCUAUCAUUAUCUCCCUUAAUUUCCUGUCUGGCCUGCAAUCACUGUGUCUCAGCUCAGGCUGCUGCAUGAUUAUUACAGUGCAGGAUCAACAACCUGGCAUGCAGACAGCCAAAAUCUGUAGACCCCCCCCAUCCUAAAUGAUAGCAGCUGCAUCACAGAGACCAAACUAUCUUUGCUUCUCCGUCAGGGAUAUUUGAAAGCUGAAAGUUGGGAGUGGGCCUGAAUCUCUGGGGGGAAUUUUCCAGACAGUCAUUCAUAUUGUUUGGGUUAAAGCUAAUCAAUGCAAAAUGCGAAUGCUAUUUGUUAGGUGUGUAAUGAUAGCGUGAUGUUAGAUUCCAUCCUUUAUGUCUUGCUGUAUUACUUUUGUCAGCCUCUGUAAAAUCUUCAAAAGCCAUGGAGGGUAUUAUGCAAAACAAAAAUGUGUUUUCUAUUUCACAUCGUUUCAUCUUAUUUUAGAUACACUAUGUUUUCACCAACGCUUGUGCAAACUCAGUAGGCUCGCUAAACUCUUAACAGUCGCAGCGGAGAAUCAAAUAGAGUUAUCGUUAGCUCUUAAGUCAAACUCUGCCAGAAAAUAGUCAUCAGCGCAGUUUGUUAAUGGGAUGAAAUCGUGCUGAAAGUACUGUUUAGAUGAGAAAGCCACCCUUUGAUUGGAAAUACUUACUAAAGGUCACAUUUGGAGAUGACAGGACAGUAUUAAUGCAAUCAGGAGCUGACUUGAAUUAAAAUCCUUGCAGGAAUUUCCAACAUUUCUGCCUUUUUCUGGACUCAGUCGGUUCAAUCACUUAAGCGCCAUGUUGCUAACUAGCAUGUGGCUGCAAACAAGGCCCAGUUGAUGAGCAUAAAGACAGAGAAGGGAGGGCUAAACACAAUCAGAUGCCCACUCGAGAAAAAUGGCAGCGCUUUUUGGAGCUUCCAUGAACUAUUGAUGAGGUGCACAUGGCGUUCUAGGGUCUGGAGUUGUGUUCGGCAAACCCAACCAACCGUGAGUGAUGAGCUCAACUGGCACUGUUGCACAUCUUAAAAUGAUUAAACUGUCACCACAUCAACUGCAAACAAUUAAUCUUUGAGUAGGUUUUUCACACAUUCACGGGAGUGUUUAAUAUUUAACAUUCACUGAGAGGAAAGGAACUCAUACUUGUGUGUGUGUGUUUUUUUUCCCCCCUCCUCAUCUUCCUGACUGCACAUUGCUGAAAUUUUGAUGGAUUGUUAUGUUUGUGUGUGUGAGACAGAGAGUGUGAGAAAUAAAAGGAUUGCCAUUUUAUCCAGACACGUUUUGAGCAGCAGAGUCUAGGCUUUGUCAGAUACCAUUAUUUCUUUGUGUGCCAAUAGAAUCCGAUCUGUCCCAACAUUCCUUUCACCUUUCUUUCCCUCUUUUACAUCACCCAGCUAACCAUCAAACACACUCUUCCUGUAACCUCUUUACUUACAGCUCUCAAAUUCUCUUCGGUUAUGUGUUUUUUUUUUUUUGUUUGUUUGUUUGUUUUUCAGUAAUUAUUUACAGUACUGUCGUUUCUUCUUUUAACAAGACCAGUUCUUUUGGUCACUCUGUUUUCAUAAAAUAAAGUGAGAUAUUUCAUAGAGUACUGUACAUGUAUAGUGAAACUGGAGGCCGAAGGAAAAAAAAAAGUGCAGAGAAAUGCAAUUGUUAAUUCCUCUUUGAAAAGCAUUGAGAUGUAUUUAACUUAAUGGUGCAGACAUACACAACAAAUUACUAAAAAACAAAAAAAAAAAACAAAAAACAAAAAAAAAACGAUGAUGCAUUCUUGUAGAAAUAUUUUUAAAA